AAUAGCUCCGAAACUUUAAAAUCAACGUGGCUGAUGAAAUAUUUUCGUUUGGCGCACCCCGAGUUCUGUUUUUCUAAGGACUCAUGUUGGGGUUUUGAUUAAAAGUUCAGAGAAAUGUUUGCAUUUUCAAGAAAAGUUUUCCGGAUGUCUUUUACGAAGUAAUUGACGCCAUGAUCGCUAAUGAAAAGAGGUCGGAAGAGGAUCAAAUCCGCCAGAGGCUAAGAAAAUAGCGUAAGGAACAGUUGCCAAACAUCAAAAUCAAGUGAAUUACGAAACUGUGGAAGUAACUUCGCAUGACAUAGGCUUUCCCCAGGUGAUGUAAACAAAAGUCACCCUUAGGAGAGUCAAUUUUGGUUUCGCCUCUUUGGUCUAAGUGACUUGUGUGGAAAGUUAUGCCACUUUGAGCUAUCACUUCCAGAACCUCACCAGCUGUAUUGGGAAAACGAAAGAAGGAAAAUCACCCGCAAUUUUGACAUUAAAGUUAAGUUCUCAUUCUCAUCCACAAGGACGAAUCGAAAGGAAUCUUAAAAGAAAUGAAUUCAUUCACAUACAGAAGUUUGGUCCUCGUUGUCCUCAUUUCCUUGGUUACAAGAACAACAACAAAAGACUUUACACCCGAGGAGCGACUUAUCACCACUCUGCUUGCAAAUUACACGAAGGAAGCCCGACCAGUGAGAGACCCCAAACAAAAAGUUGUAGUUACAUUUGGAUUUGAACUUGUCCAGUUGGUCAAUAUUGAUGUCAGAAAUCAAAUGAUUACAACAAACGUCUGGGUUCGCCAAAUUUGGGACAACGAGCUUCUCACGUGGGACCCUAAGGAUUAUGACGGCAUUCAGACGGUCAGACUGGACGCAUCCCUGGUCUGGAUUCCAGAUAUUGUCUUGUACAACAGCGCGGAUAAUGAAUUCAGCGGUGGUACUGAUAAAUACAAGACUCCGGUGAUUUUGUCAAGUAAUGGGAGCUGUAGUUGGUUUUGCCCGGCUUCGUUCACCAGUACAUGCCCUAUAGACGUACAGUACUUUCCAUUUGAUCGUCAGAAGUGCGUAUUGAAAUUCGGCUCUUGGACUUACGAGGUAAUAGACCUCGACAUGAAGGAGGAAAAUGGAUCUUCCCAAUCUCAGUACAUACAAAGCGCCGAGUGGGUUCUGUCCGGAAUCAAAAAACAAAGAAACGCUAAGAAAUACACAUGCUGCAAGCACAAGUUAGCAGAUAUCAGUAUAACAAUUAUCAUGGAUCGGAAACCUUUAUUCUAUCUUUUCAAUCUUGUCAUACCAUGUCUGAUAAUCCUCUCCAUGAUUCUACUCGGCUUCUUUUUGCCUCCGGAGUCGGGUGAAAGGAUCACACUCAGUAUCACAGUACUGCUGGCUAAUGCAGUCUUCCUUCAGCUGGUAGGAGAGAGCCUCCCUAGGAACUCUGAGACAGUGCCUCUACUGGGGAAGUUCUACAUCACUAUCAUGGCGGAGAUCUCCAUCUCACUGAUGCUGACGUGCUGGGUCUUGAACAUUCAUUAUCACGGAUCAGGGAAUUCGGUAAAGGCGGUGCCCCUAUGGGCUCGUAUCAUUGUACUUCAAUGGCUCGGGUACAUACUAUGUGUGGGUAAACCCGAUGGUAGUUCACCCGAUAUUCCAAACACAGACCUCAGAUACCACCAAGACGACAGCAAGAGGAGAGGUGCACCUUUCGCACUCGACUGGGAAACCACCUUUGCACCAGCCGCCAACUGUCAUUGCACGAGAUGUAUAAAUGCAAGAGGAACACACUACAACGGCGAACGAAGCCCGGACGAGUCUAAACUAAUAGAAGUUAGGUACACCAGAGAUUCAUCUCCCGUGGACUUUCCCGAGCCAAGGCGAGAAAAACUCCCAAGGGAACCUAAACUCCCAGAGGAAAUUAGCGUACUUGCAAACAGCGUGAAAGAACGCGAAAAAGUUGAGAAAAACCAACAGGACUGGAAAUACUUUGCCAUGGUGAUGGACAGGUUUUUCUUUUGGUUUUACUCCAUGACUAUCCUGGUGUCUACUUUAACCAUCUUCUUAAGCCGUAGCGACGAGGACAUUGGAACAUAAACAAAACCAGUUUCGCUGAAGUCAACAUAGAUUUCCUGCACAAGGACACAAUAUCCAAAUCUCUGUUGAAAAGUUAGAUAGCAUUAUCUUGGGCAAGAACCUCCUUCAAAAUCAGUCCUUCGCCUUCAGUCUAAAAACGUUUGACAAAGGGUGCUCAAUAUAGGUCACUUGAGCAACAUGACUAAAGCUUACCGUGCAAGUUUGGUGGAAAAAUCCACAGUUGAUAAAAUGCCACAUGGAUAUGCGUGUUAUUCUAAAAGUGUAGUCAAUCCAGGUCUUUUAAACAGAUUUAUUUACCAGCCAACAAAGGAAUAAAUUUACGUUAUAGAAGAAAGGCUAGCCCACAUAAGUCGAAGCCUGUUUAUAAGGCUAAGUUUAUCGGUGUAAUAUGGCCCUAAAAUCCACUGUAUAUUGCAAGGAAGUUUUUUCUCAAUUAUUUUCGAUUUCUAAUGCCAAGAACCGACUUAAGGAAAUCUUUUUUAAUUCCUUAACUCCAAAGACCUGCAGAUGCUGAAUUCUCCGUCGAAUUUAUUUUUAAUUUCUUGUGAACCAGUCGGGAACGUAAUGGAUCUUUCUCUUCUAAUGACUUUCAAAUUGAAGUAUAGAUAUUUAGAGAAGUUGAUCGUUUUUCACUUUUGGGAACUUAAGGAUUAAGAUUUUGGCAUUCACCUCUUUGAUUCUUAAAAAAUAUCGAAGUUCCUGUCUUGGGCUGCAAAUCGGUUUAAGGUAGCUGCAUGCUGCAAUCAUUCUUGACCUAGUUGCUAGGAGAAGGUCAUGACUCGGUGAAACGGGCUACCAAUAGCUGUUUUAUGAUGAAUUGUCUCACCCUUCACUGGGCUAUUGUAUCCUUUUAACCAUAACAAAAAUCGAUCGUUUUUGCUGAUUUAAAAACUGCACAUUCAGUUCAACAGCAAUGAUAAAGUAGAUUUAAUUACAAUCGAUUCAAGUAUUCAUUUUCCGUAAAUUGAUAGCUUGCAGAGGAUAUUCGCUAGACUCAACUAUUCCUUAACUUAGAUACCGUACUUCCUCGAAUAAGCGCCCCAUCCCCCGAAAGAGCACCCACCCCCCCUUGGGCCAUAACUUCAAACAAGCGUCUCCUUCCCCCUCCUUCCUCACUGUCUUAAAUAGAAGGAAUACAAAGGAAACCUGAUUCUCUAUUGCCAUUAUAUUUAUAGCUUUUAAAGCUUAUACAGAAACGGAAUCAGUAUAGUUUAAUAAUUUCUUAAGAAGUGCCCCCCUUCCAAAAGACGCCCCUCUUUUUUUAGCCGAUAUUUUAAAUAAGCGCCCAAGUGCCAACUAGGGGAAAUACGGUAUUUCGUCGAUGAUGUGUAGCUUUCAAUGUUUCAUAAUCUACGAAUUGUCUUAAUUUCUAUCAUUGACAUAAAAGAGUGCAUCGAAAGUGAUGAAAUAUGCUUCCAUCGUCAAACUUUCUUCUGAUAGUUGUUCCUCGAAGACACAAAACGUGUUAUUGUCAAUCUAACGUAGCUUCGGAUCAAAACACGUUCUUAACGGAAUAAUAUAUUCAACAAAUAAUCAUUGAUAUUGUUAAAAUGAUUCUAAAGUUUUUCAUCACUAAGCAUGUAUGCUAUAUAAAGACAAAAUUGAAUUAUUAAAAUUGACGAUG
This is a messenger RNA of Stylophora pistillata, 3690 nucleotides long. RefSeq names its product neuronal acetylcholine receptor subunit alpha-10. Gene Ontology annotation, molecular function: transmembrane signaling receptor activity; acetylcholine-gated monoatomic cation-selective channel activity. Gene Ontology annotation, cellular component: postsynaptic membrane. Gene Ontology annotation, biological process: monoatomic ion transmembrane transport. Lineage: Eukaryota; Metazoa; Cnidaria; Anthozoa; Scleractinia; Pocilloporidae. The record is from RefSeq and is a predicted model, not a curated record.